Messenger RNA from Tachysurus fulvidraco (yellow catfish), 5297 nucleotides. It is a transcript of the gene me1, whose product is annotated as malic enzyme 1, NADP(+)-dependent, cytosolic. The transcript has 14 exons. Bases 62 to 1852 code for a protein of 596 amino acids. Lineage: Eukaryota; Metazoa; Chordata; Actinopteri; Siluriformes; Bagridae. Gene Ontology annotation, cellular component: mitochondrion. Gene Ontology annotation, biological process: malate metabolic process; pyruvate metabolic process. The record is from RefSeq and is a predicted model, not a curated record. Gene Ontology annotation, molecular function: malate dehydrogenase (decarboxylating) (NAD+) activity; NAD binding; malate dehydrogenase (decarboxylating) (NADP+) activity.
CAGUGUAAUCGCGUGAGCUCUCGGUGCUUGUCGCCGCCCGCGCGCUAUUUAAAGGUUAAAGAUGGCCCGCCGGUUAGUCGCGCGUGAGUCCGGUGAGUGGGAGAGCAUGAUGAUGAUGAAGAAGAUGAAAGACGGGGCGGAGGAGAAGCGCAGCAGUGCAGUGGUCACUAAGAAGAGAGGCUACGACAUCACUCGUAACCCCCACCUCAAUAAGGGCAUGGCCUUUUCUCUGGAGGAGCGUCUACAGCUGGGGAUCCAUGGCCUGCUGCCUCCCUGCUUCCUCAGUCAGGAUGUCCAGCUGCUCCGUGUCCUCCGCAACUACGACCUCAAAAAGGACGACCUGGACAGAUACGUCUUGUUGAUGGGGCUUCAGGAUCGUAAUGAGAAGCUGUUUUAUCGUGUUUUGAUGUCUGAUAUUGAGCGCUUCAUGCCCAUCGUUUACACACCCACUGUGGGGCAGGCGUGUCAGCAGUACGGCCUGAUCUUUAGGAGACCCAGGGGUUUGUUCAUCACUAUCCAUGAUCGCUCUCACAUCGCCACUAUCCUACAGAGCUGGCCAGAAACGGAUGUUCAGGCAGUAGUAGUGACCGACGGCGAGAGGAUUUUGGGGCUAGGAGAUUUGGGAUGUUAUGGAAUGGGAAUUCCGGUGGGAAAACUGGCUCUUUACACAGCGUGUGGAGGAAUUUCUCCUCAGAAGUGUCUCCCCAUCAUGCUGGACGUGGGAACGGAUAAUGAGGAGCUCCUGAAGGAUCCUCUGUACAUCGGACUGAGACAUAAACGUGUCCGAGGCGAGGCUUAUGAUGAACUCCUGGAUGAGUUUAUGAAAGCUGUAACUGACAGGUAUGGGAUGAACUGUUUGAUCCAGUUUGAGGAUUUCGCCAACGUCAAUGCUUUCCGUCUUCUGCACAAAUACCGCAACCAAUAUCUCACCUUUAAUGAUGAUAUACAAGGUACAGCAGCAGUUGCAGUAGCCGGCCUUCUCGCUGCACUUCGCAUUACUAAGAGCAGGAUGUCAGAUCAUACCAUUGUGUUUCAGGGAGCAGGGGAGGCUGCAAUGGGCAUUGCUGAGCUCAUUGUCAUGGCUAUGGAGAAAGAAGGGCUUCCACAUGACGAUUGUGUGAGGAAGAUUUGGAUGGUCGACUCGAAGGGUCUCAUCGUUAAGGGUCGAGAUAAUUUGACUACAGAGAAGCAGAGGUUUGCUCAUGAACACGCUCAGAUGAAAAGUUUAGAGGAUGUGGUUCAGGAGCUGAAGCCCACUGCUAUCAUCGGUGUGGCGGCUAUAGCAGGAGCCUUUACAGAACGCAUCAUUAAAAACAUGGCUGCCUUUAACCAGAGGCCGAUUAUCUUCGCUCUUAGUAACCCGACUAGUAAAGCGGAGUGUACAGCCGAGCAGUGCUACACACUCACACAGGGACGGGGCAUAUUUGCCAGUGGGAGCCCAUUUGACCCCGUGACCCUUGCAGAUGGGCGGAUAUUUUUCCCGGGUCAGGGUAAUAACGCCUACGUGUUCCCAGGCGUGGCUCUCGGAGCGAUAGCGUGCAGCAUGUCUCACAUCCCUGAACAGAUAUUUCUCAUCACAGCUGAGACGAUCGCUGAGCUGGUGACAGAGAAGGACCUCGCUGAAGGGAGACUUUAUCCUCCUCUUACCUGUAUUCACGAUGUCUCCUUUAAAAUAGCAGUGAGGACUGUAGAGUACGCCUACAAACACCAGAUGGCGAUGUUGCAGCCUGAACCAACUGAUAAAGAGGCGUUAGUGCGCUCACAUGUCUACAACACUGACUAUGCCGACUUCACUACAGACUCAUACCGCUGGCCAGAAGAGGCCAUGAACAUCCAGACCUGCAGACUCUGAUCACUCCACACACACACACACACACACACACACACACACACACACACACACACACACACACACACACACACACGUUAUUUAUGCUCUGCAGUGUUUAUACUUCUGUUCAUUUUUAUUAUUCUUAUUACUAUUAUUAUUAUAAUUAUUUUUGUUAGAUCAGGAGGCACUAUAUGAGUUUCAUUUUAGAAAAUAAACACACCUUUUUUUUUAACAGAAGCACACACACACAUAUGCUCAGUCCUAGCAAGGUCAUGAUGAACACAUCACAACAAACAGAUCUGACGUCACGCACUUAACUACAGAGGUGUGUCAACUUCCCCCUGGUGAGAGAUUUCACUAAAUAAAGUUUAAUCUAAAGUAGUAAAAAAUGUCCUUUUUAAAACGGCGCUGUAUGAAUAUAAAGAUUGUUGUUCAUGUGUAAAGCCGUGUGCUGUGUCUGAACUACACAACAUUCACGCCUCAGUGUUUCAUCUGUUCUAAAAUCUCCACAUAGAAUAUUUUAUAUUUAAUAUAUAUGUCGAGUAUUUCAUACAAAUCCAUGUAGAUUUCCUCUGGAUGAUAUUCCUCUAGCUGUGAUUCUCACUAAGACAAGAGAGACUGACAGAUAGACAGAUCUGUCCUCUGAGUCUCACUCUCAGAUAUUUGCUUAUACCUAGAGCUCUAAAAACCCAAUUCUAAUCUUUUUCAUCGGUUACAGGAUCAGAACAAAUUCAAUCAGAUUUGUCUGAUCUACUUUUUUUGCAGGAAUGAGCACAAUGCUGAUGCUGGGUAUCAGAUCACCUCUAACUAGAUGAUCAGAUCUUUCUCUCUAUUUCUCUCUCUGUCUCUCCCUUUCUAUUUCUCUCCCCAUCUCACUCUCCCUCUCUCUCUUUCUCUCCCUAUCUCCCUCUCUCUCUCUCUCUCUCUCUCUCUCCCCAUCUCUCUCUCUCCAUCUCUCUCCAAAAGACCUGCACAUGUGAUGAGAGACAUCUGCUGCUCUCUGUGACCUUUAUUGACCUUGUUUAUGACUCGAACCCUGCAUUAGUUCCAGCUCACAGGUUUGACCACAUGAUGCAUUUCCCAGAAACGUCACUGACCCUGAAGUCCAGUCGAGUGUGAAAGCUCUUAGUUAUUAAACUCUAUACAUCAAAUAUUACCUAAUCAGUCGUACUUGCCUAUGAAGUGUACACUACUCCACUGAGCUCCAGGAAGAGAGAUCAGUCCAGCAGAUGGCGGUCACUGCGAGAUUUCUACUCAAUAUUCAGCAGAAUGGAAAUAAAUGCAGACUUUAAUGGUGUUAUUCGUUAUAUAUUAUGGACUGUUAUAUAUCCUGAUCUAUAUUUUUAGAUUUAUAAUUACAGAAUAUUAUAAUCACAGUUUAAUGAUUAUAACAUUUAUAAUUAUCAUUUCACCAUUUAAUUGAAAGAAUCAGACUGCACAGUUUCAGAAUGUGGGAGAUAAACUACAAUUAAUUUAUUAAUACUGUAAUUAAUGAAUACUUUAUUUAACAUCUAACAUCAUGUGAUUGAUGAAGGCUGGAAUUUAACUGGAAGACCUUUUUUAUUGUCAUGCUUCUCCUUUGUACUUUAAUAUGACAAAACACACACACACACACACGUCUUUUUCAUUUCUUUGUGUUUACUCUGAGAUGAACAGACAGGAAAUGAUGGUGUGAAGGAGUGUGUGAGGAAAUAAACAGGUCUGUGACUUGGGGGAAGAACCGGUACCAGAGAGAGUGAGACACAGAGAGAGUGAGACACAGAGUGUGAGACCCAGAAAGAGACAUAUAUCUGACAGCUUGGCUUUUAAUUAGAAAAGUGUCUCUCUGUGUCAUUGCUCUGAAAUCUAAAUAACGUCUCAUUUUCUUCUUUUUCUUCUCUUCCUUUAGAGUAAAGAUGCAAAACUGGUUUGAUUUGAUGCCAUAAACCACAAAUGGUUUCUUAUUGGACACAAACAUCACACAUAGAAGCUAUUACAUGUUCUAGAUAGAGUCUAGCAGUCAUUAUUUUAUCUGUGGAAUAAAGAGAUCUUAAGCUCUAUAGGGUACUUUAAUGGUUCAACAUAAAAAGUCCCUGUUACUGUCCACUACAUGAUACACAGGACAUACAUUCAUAAGCAGUUAUUUGGAUUAUUUGGGUUUUUUUUUUUAUUGCUCACAUAGUGUGUAUGUGUAAGAAUUUUGAUUUAAAUGAUUUGAUCUCUUUACCACAUGAAAAAAAUUAAGAAAUUUUUCAGUAAAAGAAACCAAUCUGGUGCUGCUGGUUCACAGAGCUGAGAAAAGCCUCCUGGACAGAAGAGUCUUCUGUUCUCGGGUGUCCUGACAGUCAUGUGUGAAGACAUUAUGAUGAUAAGUUAACGAAGGAGAUUUGUGGGUUUUUGCACUGACAAGUUCUUCACAUCAACCAAAUUUGAUCUGUUACAGAAAUAAAACUGGUUUAGUUUUCUCUGAUGUUAGCUGCAGCACAUUUCCCACUCCCACAAACCUUUCACAUGCUCUGGUAGUAUGUGUGUGUAUGUCUGUGUGUGUGUUGAAUAUUCAGCUCCAGAUGGAUCAACACAUGCUGAAAAUAUGAGCUGAUGUAUAACACGCCUUUUUACGUCUGACCCCAAUCUAUCACUGCGUACAAACAUCGCUGUCCCUCCGUCCUGCUCAUGGCUCCACACGUUACACACACACACACACACACACACACACACACACACACACACACACACACACACACACACACACACACACACACACACACACACACACACACACAGAGAGAGAGAUCAGUCCUACAGCCACUUGCAAUAAAAAUAACCACAAACACACAAGUAUGAGAAGGAAGCUCUCUUUAAGAUGUAGUUAAAGUCUGAAUGGAAGAAAUAUUUCAAAUGUGGCACAUUGAUUGUGUGUUUGUGUAAGUGAGUGUGUGUGUAGACAGAGGUGUAAUUGUGUAGACAGAGGUGUAAUUGUGGAGGUUUCUAAAUCGUGCCCAACACAACGGUUCACACAUCUCUCUGUUCCAGCUCAGAUUUAGAUUUAAUUCUGAACACUUUGCGGAGUGUACAUGUUUUCAUGUGUGUUUUAAAACAAGGCUGUUAACAGCAGCAUAUAAAGUGUAUUUUAAUGGUUAAAAUGUGUGAAGAUUACAAUUCUUUUAUAAAAACCUGCACUUUCCAUAUGUUUGAUUCUAGUUGAUUAUAAAGGCUCAGUGUCAGGAAGAUUUUUCAGCAGGUUUAGAGGACAUUCUGCAGCCUCUCGUCUUGUCUCCAUGAAAAGAAUCGAUUUAAUACUGAUUUAAUGUCCAGUGCACAUUUGCACACUUGCAUGCAGAAACACAACAUUAACAUGCAUGUGUCUGAAACAAUAACCUCCGUCAUUGUCUCUCUAUUCUUCAUUAAUGCUGUAAUUCUGCCAAGUUUGGUGAACAUCAAAGCGCUGAUUCAUUUUCUUUUAAAAUAAAAUCAUUCCUCUCUUUAA